AUGAUCAAAUUAGGACGUUUAAUUAAUCCUCUACAUCAGCUCUGCUAUGCCGACGGCAUUCAGUUAUCUAUCAUAGACGUUCUGUACAAAAAACAAGAUUUAUCUUUGUCUGAGGAUAAUGACAUUGAUGAGAUAUUUGACGUAUCAGGAGAAGAAACCGAAAUAAACUCCGAUGACGAAGAUGACGUUUUUUACUCUUUUUUUCCAACAAGAGAGGUAUAUCUGGAUACAGAGUACGCGAGUAUCAUAGAAAAGGUCAGAAAACUGGUCAGGCUUUUUAAGAAAUCGCCAACAAAAAACGAUCUCCUCCAAGUUUACAUUAACCAAAAGUUUGGCAAAAACUUACAGCUAUAA
Parnassius apollo (apollo) is the source of this 354-nucleotide messenger RNA. NCBI's taxonomy places the organism in Eukaryota, Metazoa, Arthropoda, Insecta, Lepidoptera, Papilionidae. The record is from the annotation of a GenBank genome assembly.